CGUGGUUCGUGGGCGACGCAAAGCCACGGCCUGUGCGAGCCGAUCGGUCAAACCCCUCUGCCAAGCGGGCACGCUUCUCCGCUUGGAAGUGCCUUCGGAAAUCCCCCAGACGAGGCCUCACAACCAGAAUUCGCCAUGAAGGUACAGAUUGCUGCAGAGGACGGCGGGUGCAAGAUUCAGCUGGUCCAAGGCAAGACCAUGUUUUGCCGUUUGCCAUUAAGAUAGAUCUGGAUGAUCUGUUGAACGCUUUUCUCGCCGACAAGUCCCUUCUCACCACCCGGCCGACGUCCAAACCAGCGACGGCCACCACGGUCAAACAGUCCGUUGACGCUGCCAAGGAUAUUUCUUCCUUGUCCUCCCAACGGAACAAAAAAAAACACAGCCAGCACGCGUCGCGUUGGAGUGGCUGAGAGUGAACAGAAGCCAAAGGUUUCCGCAAGCCUUCCUGCAACACAGACAGAAGCUCCCAAAAGCCUUGCAAGGCCCCGGCAAGAAAACGAAGACUUCAAGAAACAGCGAGCAGACCGCAAGGACAAAGAAGGUCCAGAAAAGAAAGACGUCUUUGUCCUUGACUCGCAGGAGAAGGAGCAAGGCUCAAAGGCCCAGGGAGCUGAAGCCAAGACGGCGGACGAUAAGACCGACAAGAAGCGCUCAGAGGCCUUCCAGGAAGGCACCGAACCCUUCGGGAUGAGCCGACGUGCAAAGGAAGUUGGUCGGCACCGAGAAGGUGAAGGCCAACUUUUAGUGUCAACGAACACCGAUGGCAAAGACAACGAGGAGCCUGAAGAGGAUGCUUUUCGAUCAGACCAUAUUCCGCCUUCGAGAGUUGGUGUUCAUCCGCACAAGUGUCCUGUACAAUAACCGUACUAUAGCUUGCAGCGGACGGCAGUCAUUGAAUGCGGCGGAUGCUAACGACAAGGGUAUGGGAAGAGAAAAAACACUAUAUAUAUAUAUCAUCCAUGCAGGCGUCCAAUCCGACUCUGGCUCAUUGUUGGAAUGGACACAAGCAUGCUCUUGGAUGAAAAGCUUCUGAGACCUUCUCUUGAUUGCACAUACGAAGGUUCCUGGCGCUCCGCCAAGGGUGAGUGUGCAAUCUUCACAGAUCCUCGCAUCAAUCGGCUCACCUAUGAGGAGUCCUUGUCCGAUCAAGAUGCGAGGCUGCAUGGUUGGUUGGAGCCCUACGAGGACGAGCAAGGUGAUGGCGUAAUUGCCUGCUGGGUUGCCGUGCUUCACCUUCUUGGCGAAGACGAGCUGCCUUGGUACGGUCCUUCCUUUGGCGAGGAACCUGAGGCACUGGGCCAAAUAAAGGUCGAGCUGCUCCCAGGGCAAAAGAUGCAAACGAGCAUCCGAAUUGAAGACGAGGACGAGGAUUGGCAAUCGCCGACGUGCUUCACUCGCCGUACCGAUGAAGAGAUUCAGGCAGCAGCUGCAGCGGCCUCUCUUGCUGCUGCAGGUGGGGCCUUCGUCUUUGGUGCAAAGUGAGGGUUGCAGAUGCUGCUCUAUGAGCAGAGCUCUGACGGGCAGUGCUUCGCUCAAGUGUAUUCCCGAGAGAAGAUAUUCCAAGC
Molecule: messenger RNA, 1565 nt
Organism: Durusdinium trenchii
Lineage: Eukaryota; Dinophyceae; Suessiales; Symbiodiniaceae
Source: the annotation of a GenBank genome assembly